This is a messenger RNA of Leptosia nina, 1515 nucleotides long. The record is from the annotation of a GenBank genome assembly. Lineage: Eukaryota; Metazoa; Arthropoda; Insecta; Lepidoptera; Pieridae.
AUGGUGUUUUUAAGAGUGACAAUUAACUCGUUUGCGUCGAAAACAUUAAAUGUCGUUUUAUGGUCCUGUAUUCGGAUAUCGUUCGCUUACACCUUUUCGAUGCCGAGGGGGGUGAAGCGAGGGCAGGCGGAGGGUGAAGCUGAGGUGGUGGUGCGCGUCGGGGCGUCUCCCUCGCAGACCACGUUGCUGGAGGACAGCCCGAGCCAGCCCAUCAGCUACCACCUGCUCGAUCACGGCUAUGGAGCCACGCCACAGCAUCAGAUACGGCGAGAGGUGCUCACUGCACCUCCUAAGACUUCAGAAGCGGUGAAACGAAGACUAAACCUCAGUGAAAGCAGUUCUGGCAGCCAGGGCCAUGUGGUGCCCAUGAAGGCUGAUUUUAAGACGCCCAAGCAGAAGCGCGUGAAGGUGCUAACGCCGUACAGUCGCCCGUCCAGUUCUAUGAAAAAAUACACAGAACGCUCCAGGUUUGACACGUCUUUAGGUUUAUUAACAAAAAAGUUCGUCGCUCUGCUCAAGUCGUCGCCCAACGGCGUUCUAGACCUGAACGUCGCGGCGGCACACCUCUCGGUGCAGAAACGGCGGAUCUACGAUAUUACCAACGUGCUCGAGGGCAUAGGAAUCUUAGAGAAGAAAUCCAAAAAUAAUAUACAGUGGAAAUGCGGUAUCGGGGCAGGCGAAGAGAUCCGAGCGCGUCGGCUUCGUCGGGAAGUUGACGCGCUCGGCGUGAGAGAGGCGACGGUGUGCCGCGCACUUGCUGCCGCAGAGCACGCCCUGGCGUCCCUUUCGAAGGAAGACGGCGAGAAGGCCUACAUCACAUACGCGGACUUGAGGUCGAUAAGGGACUUUAAGAAUCAAACCGUCAUACCGAUCAAGGCACCACCCAAUUCCAGACUAAAUGUUCCACAUCCAGAUGAGGAAGAAGGCUACACGAUACACCUGAAAUCGAUUUCUAGCGAGAUCGAGGUAUACCUCUGUCCAAAGGAGUCACCGAACUCGCCUCCACCUUCAGCCCUUCUGCCGUCGGAUCCCCUACUGGAAGACAAUAAAGCUUUGCUCGCCCCUCUCAUAGCACAGUUGCAGUCCACGCCUUACAGCUCUAUAAAUCAAAACAUUACAACGACAAUAAAGCGUGAGCCUGACUGCGAGGACGAGGCUGAUGCUAUAGUGUCUCUAAGUCUCGUGGUUCAGUCGCCGUGUGUUACGGACCCUACUCUACCUCUCAACUCCACUUCUCACCCUACUGCUGACAACGCCACGCUAGAGUCUAAACAUCACCUAUCGGACGCGAGCGGCGCUAGAGGUCGUUUGCGCAAUGCCUUGAUCGCUGACAGCGAUGACUUUGCACCGAUGAUGGGAGGAGGACGGUUCCAGCUGCAGACGGAAGACCAGGAGUCUGAAGCGAUGGAGCUGGAGCCGUUCCUGGCGCUGGAGCCGCCCAUGUCGGCGACCGACUACGGCUUCUGCCUCGAUCACGACGAGGGCCUCUCGGAGUUGUUCGAUUUCGAGUUUUAG